UGUGUGUUACAGGUGGGGACUCAUACCAGCAGCUCUGAUAACAUCAGUCAGUUUUCAGUCGACAGCAUCACAAGUCUGGAGAGCAAAGAGCCGGUUUUCAUCGCCGCCGGAGACAUCAGACGUCGUCUGUCGGAGAACCUCGCUCACACGCCAACGACGUUCCGCAGAGAUCCCGAAGACCCGUCAGCUGUGGCCCUCAAGGAACCCUGGGAGGAGAAAGUCAGGAGGAUCAGAGAAGGUUCUCCGUACGGUCACCUGCUGAACUGGCGGCUGCUGUCCGUCAUCGUGAAGUGUGGAGACGACCUGAGACAAGAGCUGCUGGCCUAUCAGGUCCUCCGACAGCUGCAGUCCAUCUGGCAGCAGGAGAGAGUUCCUCUGUGGAUCAAACCGUACAAGAUCCUGGUGAUGUCAUCAGACAGCGGGAUGAUCGAACCAGUGCUGAACGCCGUGUCUCUGCACCAGGUGCGUAAACAGAGUCAGCUGUCGCUGCUCGACUACUUCCUGCAGGAACACGGCAGCUUCACCACCGAAGCUUUCCUCACCGCGCAGAGGAACUUCGUCCAGAGCUGCGCCGGAUACAGUCUCAUCUGUUACCUGCUGCAGGUGAAAGACAGACAUAACGGGAACAUCCUGCUGGACUCUGAAGGUCACAUCAUCCACAUCGACUUCGGCUUCAUCCUCUCAAGUUCUCCUCGUAACCUCGGCUUCGAGACGUCUGCCUUCAAACUCACCUCAGAGUUUGUGGAUGUGAUGGGCGGUCUGGACGGCGACAUGUUUAUCUACUACAAGAUGUUGAUGCUUCAGGGUCUCAUCGCUGCCAGGAAACACAUGGAGAAGGUUCUUCAGAUGGUGGAGAUCAUGCAGCAAGGUUCCCACCUCCCCUGCUUCCACGGCUCCAGCACCAUCCGUGGUCUGAAGGAGCGUUUCCACAUGUCUCUGACGGAAGAGCAGCUGCAGGUGCUGGUGGAGCAGCUGGUGGACGGAUCCAUGAGGUCCAUCACCACCAAACUCUACGACUCCUUCCAGUACGUCACCAACGGCAUCAUGUGACCAACGGCGUCAUGUGACCAACGGCGUCACGUGACCAACGGCGUCACGUGACCAACGGCGUCACGUGACCAACGGCGUCACGUGACCAACGGCGUCACGUGACCACCGGCGUCACGUGACCACCGGCGUCACGUGACCACCGGCGUCACGUGACCAACGGCUGACGCUGAUGUUUGAACUUUGGUCUCUGAAGCUUCUUCCAGUUUGUUUUGAAUUUGAUGAGACGAUCAGCUGAUCUCUGAUGUGUUGUGUGUGACGUUCAUGGGCAGCUGGGAAAGUACAGCGUCUGGGACUUUUCCAGGUCGUUCUUUUUUCCUGUGAAGAAACGUAAGACAGAAACACUAAACAGACGUUUGGUUCAUCCUGAGACGCAUUAAAUAAAUCUUCUGUUAGAUUCUCCUCGACGUUAUUGUGAACCAGCUCAGCUGUCCUUCAGAUCAUAACUUCAUCAUUGAUGAAUUCAUUUCUCCAGUUAAACUUUGAAAGGUACAGUUUCACAUUUGUGAAAGUUUAUUUGGAUUUUCAGCUGCUGAUCAAACAAAAGAAAUCCUAAAAUUGAAGUAAAUUCUGUUCAUUUUCACAAGAAAAUGAGCAGAAAAGCUCAUAAAAACUAGAAUACGCUGCUUCUCUCAGUUAAAAGCAUUUUAAAAAUGCCAGAAACCGGAGAACUCAUCCCAUAAUUACACGGUAACGGUCUGAAAACAUUUACUGCUAGUGAAAAUCAAUAGUUAUCUUAUCCUCUGAAAAGCAUCUAUACCACUAAAUUUAUAUCUUAAAAUUCCAAUAAAUGUGAUUUAAGUUUGACAGCAGCUUGAAUAUUUCAAUAAAAAAAACGACGUACGAUGGAGAAGAAAACAGAAGGAAAUCCGUUUGACAGUCGGUUCCAUCGUGAACUUGGUGUUUUCUUUGAGAGUUCCUCUUCCCGUAGAAUUCCUUGAUGUUUUUCACCAGACAUUCAUCACAACUGUCUCCGAAGACAUUUGAGUUUAUCUUUAAAGCUAAUUCCUGCAAAAGACUCGAAGGAAGGGAAAUAUUUAGAAUAUAGUUUCCUUGUUGAUCGUCUCAGCGCCACCUAGAGGCCAAACGUUAGAUUUCUCCAAUAGAAGUUCAUGACGAGAAACCAACGGACUGAAUCCCCCGUUAGCGUCAGCUGUACUUUAAGCAUGCUAAGUAUUAGCACGUCAACUUGCUAACUGUGAGCGUGCAUGCUAACGUUGGUGUGCUAAAUGCUAACACUCAUUUCUCCGGGCUGCAUGUAGGCAACAACUUAUUGUACCUUUUUAAGAACACUUAUACAAACCUGAAUCAUUUAAAUUUUUUUUUACGAUGGAUCGGCUAAUUAGCUCGUUUGAUGUCGUUGAGGCAGAUUUGUUGGCUCACUUUAACACUACUUGCUAAACGUCCGCGUGAUGAUAAAAGCAGCUAACGUAGCGUUAGCAUGCCGUCAACAUUUUGGAAUCCAAAAACAUAACUUUUUUUUGUAUGAGAAUGAUGUUUUUUGUCAAAAGCAAUGUGGUUUGAAUUUAUCUGCAUUGUUUUCAUGUGAAGUUGAGAUUUAAUGGACCUGUUUCUAUCUUGAAAAGACUUAUUGUGCAGCCUUCUUACAUUUUAUGAUAUUUUAAGACUUUUAAAAUCAGGAUUAUAAUUUUCACGAAACUUUUCCAGCGUGACGGGUGUCUGGUGAAAAAGCAAAAAAAAAUAUUGUCAACUCAUCAGUUUAUUUAAUCGGCAUGUUUUUUCUCUGAAUAAUUUGAACUUCCUUUAUUUUGUGUAUGUGUGUAGAUUCAGUUUAAGAAAAGGUCCGAGUUGAAUUUCAGAAGAAACCUUUGCUUGAUUUUGUUGAGUUUCAGUUCACGACAACAAACAAACUCUCCAGCGUUGAAUCAAAGGAUCUUAAAGUUGCAGUUGAAUAUACAAAGACCGAUAUUCAGUUGCAAGUAUUUGAGCAGAGUGAAGAAUUGGGACAUUUUUAUUUUUAUUUUUACAUGGACGCACACACUCGACACUACUCGACUGAUUUCUCUUAAAUUAAAAUGGCUCCUUUGCAACAGAUUUAUGCAAGAAGACGUUCCAGUAACUGGAUAUCUGUUUAACUCUGAGCUGAAUGACUGAUAUCUGCAUAUUUAAUGAUCUCCUCCCCGAUUGGCCCUUGAGAGAUACAUUCCUGUCAUUAACUCCGGCCAUUCAGGAGAAGCGGCUGAUUGAGAGCUUGAGACUCUAAAUGUUCUAUUUUUCUUCAUGAGCUCAGUUUCCUGAAUAUGUGAAUGUUUUUUUUAAAUAUAAGUCGACUAAAACUUUUUUUUUCUCAGUAUUGACGAGGAAAUGUUGUCUUGUUUGUACUUUAAACACUUAUGAUGUUGUGACUAAUGUUGGUAACACUUUCAACGGCUUUAUCCCAGUUCAUUACACCUGUGUACGAACAUAUUGUUUUUACAUAACAAUACUGAGGUUUUUUUUCCUUCGAGAAGUGAGAUUUUUUGUGUACUUGAAAUUGCUCUUUAGAUUAAAAAUGUACGUUUUAGAGGAUUCAAGACAUUAGCUAGUGCUACCUUAACUGUUAGAUUAGUUAGCAACAAGCUACCUGGUCGUUCCUUUACUGUAAUUACAACUUCAGCUACAAACGUAUAAGACGUAAAAGAACAGAAGCUAGUUAGCUAGCCAGCAGGUUAAUUAGCGAGACAAUUACUCCACUUUUAUAACUACAAUUCUAUUAAAAUUAGCCAAAAUGACCAAAAACGACUAAAAAAAAAACCUUUGUUACAGCUUGUUAGCAAUAAGUCGCAUAAACUUCGUUUUCUACAAUCUGCUCGCAUCUGCACGAAAAUAAAAAUAAUGUAUAGUAUUACAUUAGACUGGAAAAAUAACAGAAAAACAUACUUGGCUAGCAAUAAUUUAACUGAGUCAUUGUCAUGCUAAUGGUUAAUGAACAGCCUCGUGGAUUUGAUUAAAACAACUUUUUUACUGAAAGUUUAAUGCUACCUACUAACUAGCUAGCUAACUGUUGUAUAAGAGCAGUGACUUUUGUACUAUUUACAGUCUUUAGCAGCAACGAUAAAAUAUAUUAUUCUAACAUCAUUCAUCAGUAUUCUCAGACUGUUCUUGUUAGCCAUUAGCUUGACAAUGACUUAGCUAAAAUCAUCGCAAGCUUGAUUUUUUUCCUCCACAAUCUAAUGUAAUGUCUCUUCUUCUGCCAGGAUAAUAAUUAUGAUCUAUGUUUUAUAAGUUAUUCGAAGAGCUGAGGCUUGUAGCUAACAAGCACAAGAGUGGAGAUGAGCAUUGACAAGCUAGCUAGCUAGCUAGCUAGUUAGUGACAAACCUGAUCACUAACGAGCUAGCUUCGGAAUAAAAAUCAAGGUUGUGCCAUUUACUGUUAUAUCUUAUUUUAACUAUACUUUCAGAUUUUAUGCAUUUGAUUUCAGUUUGACUUUAUAUUUUCUACGAACAAAAGGAACAACCAGUUAGCGUUCACGCAUUUAAAAAAAUACUAAACCAUACAAUUGUAAAGAUUUCAUAAAAGCUUCUCGCUGGGAUAAAGCCGGUAUUUGGUGUUUUCGUCAACAUCUGUAAACUUGUUUUUGUGUGUUUUGACCACUAAUGAAGGAGAAGCACAGAUCUGUUAUUGUAAAAGCAGCAUCAUGUUACCGUCUGCUACCCGUUAGCCUGCUAACCGUUAGCCCACUGCUCUUAUACAACAGUUAGCCCGCUACUUUAUACGCCGCUGCGCUUGACAAAGAUGCAGCUAAAGUUUACCAAAUAAGUAAGUUAAAUAGCAAAUACUGUUUCUUGUUCUUGUCAUUUGUGGAUAUGUACGUAUGUAAAUGAGUUCGUUCUCCUGUGAGAAAAGAAAUAGAUGCCUUGAGAUGUACAGAAGGUACAAACUCUUAUCAAUGCAACCGGAGGAACAAAGAGGUUAUAAAGUGCUUUUAUAUCAGACGUUUGACCUUCAGGGACGAGUUUUUAGACAUUAAAACAUCUUCCUCUCCAGACGGGAAUCAUGUUUAUUUAUAUUUCCAAGUUAAUUAAAGUCACGUUUGAUAAGAAACAUUUAUGAUAGCUAAAUAGAUUUUUUUUAAAUUCAAAGUGCAGAAGUAUCUCCAGAUGUUUCGUCUCUUAUUUCUUUGUUUAAAUAAAAAGGCGGGAGAAAUCUGGAGAGGAAAAGCUUUUUGUUUGUUGAAACUUGUCCCUGCUACUAAAAACCUUUCAUUGCCUUCUUCCUUCUUCAUCAGCUUCGAACACGUUCAACAAUUUCUAUGUGAGAAAGUCUUAAAGUGCAUUUAUCCUGAAUGAAAAUGUGUUUUCUGUCUUUUGUGAACGAUUCCUGUUUUUAACUUUAGUUAGUAGAAAAUAUUUAACACAAUCCAUUAAAGCAGCAGGAGGCUCCAUGUUGUCUUAAAGGAGAAACGAUGCUAACGAUGAGACAAACUGAAGAAAAAACAACCGACAUGAAAACAUUUUGAAGUUCAGUGUGAUUUCUAAAGUUGUAGUAAUGGUCUCAUAAUAAAUACAUUUAAUUAAAUCACCUUAAACUAGAUUAAAUGUAAUUGUGUUAAAUUGUACGACUGGUCUCUCGUUUUGGUAAAUCUGGUAAAAACAAGACAUUUGCUCAUAAUUAUGAGACAUUUUCAAUUAAUUGAAAUCGUAAUUUGAUGGUAAAAAUCUUUUUAAUUAUGAAAUUAUAAUUAUUUUAGUCAGAAUUACGUCAGACAGGUUUUUAAAAGUAAUACAUUUUCAUUUCAUAAUAAGAUUAAAUAUUUGUCUUAAGAUAAAGUUCUGGUUAUUACAUGUUUUUCCUCAUAAUUAUGAGAAACGUUUUGUGAUUACGAGAUAUUUUAAAUAAUUCACACAAAGAUAUUUGACUUGAAUAUAAAACGUAUUUAUGUAAUUGUUAUAUUUUCUUAUUAUUCUGAGACACAAAUCUUUUAAUUAUGAGAUCGUCAUAGUCAGGACAGAGUUUUUGGGGUCAUUUUGAGGAAUAAGUCUUAUUUUUUGGUAAUAAUAAAAGUAAUAAAAUUCACUUCCUGCUAACAGAAAACCAGAACAAAGUUUUCAACCAAAUGUUUUUUCUUUAAAUAUGUUUCAUAAAUAAAGAGGAACAAGUUUCACUUAA
Messenger RNA from Anarrhichthys ocellatus (wolf-eel), 6157 nucleotides. RefSeq names its product phosphatidylinositol 4-kinase beta-like. Gene Ontology annotation, molecular function: 1-phosphatidylinositol 4-kinase activity. Gene Ontology annotation, cellular component: cytoplasm; membrane. The annotation marks the transcript as partial. The transcript is spliced from 8 exons. Gene Ontology annotation, biological process: phosphatidylinositol-mediated signaling; phosphatidylinositol phosphate biosynthetic process. The record is from RefSeq and is a predicted model, not a curated record. NCBI's taxonomy places the organism in Eukaryota, Metazoa, Chordata, Actinopteri, Perciformes, Anarhichadidae.